AUGAAUAUUCUUAGCUCACUUUCUUCAAGAUUCAUUUCUGGUGCUUCCGACGACAUCAAUGGAUCUAAUCACGGAACUAACAACGGAGAUGUGCUAAACUCACCUCCCAGUGUGUUAUUCUUUUUCAUUAUCAACUGCGAUCUCGCCGAUUUAGAGCACGGCGAGUCUAAUGACGAUAUUAUGAAACAGAUUGUUGUGUAUUUGAGCUUUGAGAAUCACCCAGUUUCGGAGAAUGAGAUGGUCAAACGUGUUGGUCUUGUUCAAGGCCUAGACGAUUUUUCACUCAAGUUCUUAUCGUCGUCCGGAAAGGGUCAUCUUACCCAUAUUGAUACGGAUAAAACCCGAAUUGUCGUUGGUCAACUUCAGAACAGUUAUCGGUUCGUCUGUGGUCUGAGGCUAGCCUGUACCAACAAGCGCUUCAUAUCUGGUAAAGGCCUUGCAUCUCCUGAUUACAUAAUCAACGAAAUCCAGAUGGGUUACAAUCUAUGGAUGAUGAACUACGGAUCCUUAACAUCAGAGACUCCUCAUGAUAUUUUAGAGAAGUGGUGGCGAUCUUGGUUUGAUAACCGAUUUGAAUUUCCGGCCGGCUACAAUCUGAAUGAUAAAGGGUUUCUGAACUUGAUUCAAGGAAGACGUCUCUGCUCUGUUGAAUUCCCGAUAGGUUUUGCGAAGAAUUUACAGCUGCAUAUGACCGCCUUUAUUGAUCAGGAAACUGAUUUACAGGAUAUUGUGGUUAUCAAUAGUAAUUGGACUCCUUGCAAGAAUUAUGGAUUUUCUGCCUAA
This is a messenger RNA of Brettanomyces nanus, 783 nucleotides long. RefSeq lists its product as uncharacterized. The transcript has 2 exons. NCBI's taxonomy places the organism in Eukaryota, Fungi, Ascomycota, Pichiomycetes, Pichiales, Pichiaceae. Bases 1 to 783 code for a protein of 260 amino acids. The record is from RefSeq and is a predicted model, not a curated record.